This is a messenger RNA of Drosophila kikkawai, 1785 nucleotides long. It is a transcript of the gene Ir94d, whose product is annotated as Ionotropic receptor 94d. Lineage: Eukaryota; Metazoa; Arthropoda; Insecta; Diptera; Drosophilidae. The record is from RefSeq and is a predicted model, not a curated record.
AUGGGUCAGUUGCACCUUUUGUUGGCUACCUUCGUGCUCUUGAGUCCAGGCGGGGAUUGCAGCUACCGUCACCUACUGCCUCAUCUGAGCAGAGAACUUAACUUUGAGUUUGUUGUCCUGUUGGGAAACUCGGACCCAAUUUGGCAGAAGACUUUAUUUCAGUUACCAGUUCCCAUUAUCCAGAUUAAUGAAGAGUCCAAGGAAAACUACCAUUUGGGGUUUGAUCAAUCUAAAAACUUUCUAACCAUAGUUUUCGUUCAUGAAUCCUCGGAAAGAAUUUUAGAUCUUCUACACGUAAAUCUAGGCUUUCUUAAUACCUUGCCAGUGCUUAUGGUUUUGGAGAAAGAGAGUGUGCGAGUGUAUCCGCUUUUUGAAUGGUGUUGGCAUCAUCAACUGCUUAAUGUCGUUGCCGUAGGACGGGACUUUGAGAAAUCUCAGAUUAUCUACAGCUACUCACCAUUUCCCAUACUCCAGUUUAUUGAGCGUCGUUUGGAGAAUAGUACCCUAAUUUUCGAGUCACAUUUGGAGGAUCUUCAAGGUUAUUCAGUGCCUAUUGCCCUGGGUGGCUCUUCGCCGCGCCUUAUUGUCUAUCGUGGCUCGGAUGGGCAACUUAUCUUCUCGGGUCCAGUGGGAAAUUUGAUGAAGUGCUUCGAACAGCGUUACAAUUGUAAAAUGGUGCAACCGUAUCCUUUCAAUAAGACUUCAAUUCAGCCAGCUCGACAACUGAUUGGAGCUGUGCGAAAUGGCAGUGUGCAAUUCGCUUUGGCGGCGAUUUACCCAGAUUUUCCGUUUUCCGGGUACACCUACCCCAUCGAGCUAAUGAGCUGGUGCCUGAUGAUGCCAGUGCCCUCGGAGGUUCCUCACAGCCUGUUUUACUCUUUAGUAUUCGAUCCUUUAACAUUUUGGCUCACGAUCUUGGUAAUGGUGGUGAUCUCUCUAACCUUAUCCUUGGCCCUGCGUCUUCAUGGAUACAGAGCUAGUUUUACAGAACACUUUCUCCACGACAGCUGCCUAAGAGGAGUGCUGGCCCAGCCCUUCUACGAGGUCCUGCGAGCUCCAGCCCUGGUGCGAGGCAUAUACAUGGUCAUAUGUGUGCUGGGCAUUUUGAUCACCGCCUGGUACAACUCUUACUUUUCAACCUUUGUGACCAGUGCCCCAAGACAAGCGCCGUUCACCAGCUACGAGAGCAUCGAGCACUCCAAUGUCGAGGUGGUGAUUUGGAAACCUGAAUACGAGAAGCUUAUUCAAAUUUCCGAAAGCAUGAGAAAAUAUACGUCCAUAUUUAGGAUUAAAUCGGACUACCAAGAAUUUUUGCAGCUACGAGAUUCCUUUGACACCAGAUAUGGAUACAUGAUGCCCUUGGAGAAGUGGUCACUGAUCAAGGAGCAACAGAAGGUCUUCAGUUCACCUCUGUUUACCCUGCGGGAGGAUCUCUGUGUCUACCACACGAUUCCCAUUGUGUUUCCCAUUGCGGAUAACUCGAUUUUCAGGCAGCCCCUGGAGCGUCUCAUUCUGGAUGUCACAGCCACGGGUCUUCUAGCUCGUUGGCGGGACAUGGCCCUCACGGAAAUGGUCAAGGCUGGUCAGCUGCAACUUGUCGAUCGGAGUCAGCCAAAGGAAUUUCGGGCCAUGAAAGUGGAGGAUUUGGAGCAGGUGUGGAUAGCUGGGGGAUUCAUGCUAGGACUGGCCACUAUGGUGUUUAUAGGGGAGCUCCUUUGGUCAUGGCGAAAUAGGUUGCGAAGGAUAUUGACAGGAAUUUUGUGGUUCAGAAAUUUAACAACUUAA